AUGAACUGGCUAGUAUAUCUGCUACUGACCUUUCAUCUGGUUUGCAAUUAUCUGGAAGUCGCUGGUUUAGAUGACUGCUCAGAAAAAGUAUCCGAAAUAAAAGUUGCAUGUCUAGAGAAAUCUGCUGUACUGUGCAACCUUGAAAAAGAACAUACAGUGGCGCAGAAAGAAGAGAAAUGUCGGAAAUGCCCAGUGUGUCUGUACGAUUUAAACUCGUGUUACGUAGAUAUGCUGGAGCCAAUGGUUUAUUGUCGAGAAGCACAAUACACACGGCAAGCUCUGCUUAAUCAAAGACGAUAUUUUCAAAACUUCAGACGAAACAAAUCUUGGUUGUAG
Messenger RNA from Dicrocoelium dendriticum, 336 nucleotides. The record is from the annotation of a GenBank genome assembly. NCBI's taxonomy places the organism in Eukaryota, Metazoa, Platyhelminthes, Trematoda, Plagiorchiida, Dicrocoeliidae.